AUGCAUGAUACAAUCCGUUUAUACGAAAGAGUCACUUAUGCCAUCAAAAUUGACGGGAAAACAUACACUUUCCAUCUCGAGAAACAGUCAUUUUUAGACCCUCAUUUCAUGGUGUAUUCAUACAACAAAUCAGGAACAUUGAAUUCAGAUUCUUCAUUUAUAAAGGGCCAUUGCUUUCAUCAAGGAUAUGCUGCAGAGAUUCCAAAAUCAGUUGUGACACUAAACACUUGUUCCGGACUCAGGGGAUUAUUGCAAUUGGAAAAUGUCAGUUAUGGAAUUGAACCAUUGGAAUCUGCAGCUACAUAUGAGCAUAUGCUUUAUCAAAUAAAGAAUAAUAAAAUUGAUUUUCCUCCCUUACGAAAAACUUAUCGUUUGACCCAAUUGGUAGAUAAAUCCUACAGGAUCCUUGUGAAAUCCGAAAAAAAUUCAGAUGUGCUAUUGAAAAGAAUUCUGAAGAUACAAAUCAUUAUGGAUAAAGCCUUGUAUAAUUACAUGGGCUCUGAAGUGGCAGUUGCAGCUGAGAAAGUUGUUCAUAUCUUUAGUCUUAUCAACAGUAUGAUUUCCCAGCUUAAAGUGACUGUUAUGUUAACUUCUUUAGAGAUCUGGUCAGAUCAAAAUAAGAUUUCCUCUAAUGGGCAUGCUGAUGAAGUACUACAAAGAUUUGUGUCAUGGAAAGAAAAAUUUUUAUCACAAAGGUCUCAUGAUAUGGCAUACUUAUUAAUAUAUCAGGACCAUCCUAAUUAUGUAGGAGCAACAUAUCAUGGAAUGGCGUGUGAUCCAAAGUUUGCUGCAGGAAUUGCUCUGUAUCCAAAGAUGAUAACGUUAGAUGCAUUUGCAGUUGUUAUGGCACAGUUGCUUGGAAUUAAUCUUGGAUUAACAUAUGAUGACAUCUACAAUUGUUACUGUCCAGGAACUACAUGCAUAAUGAAUCCUGAGGCAAUACGUUCCCAUGGCACAAAGUUUUUUAGCAGUUGCAGCAUGAAUGAAUUUAAACGUAUAGUUUCACAGCCUGAAUUUGAAUGUCUUCAGAAUCAAGCAGCUUCAAAAGUGGUUAACCAAGGAAGAUCUAGGUCUUGUGGCAACGGGAUUUUGGAACCGCCAGAGCAAUGUGAUUGUGGCCUUCCAGAGCAUUGCAAAUUUGAAAAAUGCUGUCAUCCUGAAAACUGUACUCUGAUUGACUUUUCGGAGUGUGGCACUGGACCAUGCUGUGAUGAAAAGACUUGUCUGGUAUCUGAAAGAGGAAUUCUAUGUAGGAAAAGCAAAGAUCUGUGUGAUUUUCCAGAAUAUUGCAAUGGAAUAUCUGAGUUUUGUGUACCUGAUGCAAUAUCUGCUGAUUUAGAACCAUGCAGUAAUAAGACUGCCUACUGCUUUGGCGGAACAUGCCGAGAUCCAGAUGUACAGUGUGUAGAGUUAUUUGGAAAAUUUGCUAAAGGUUCUACUUAUCUAUGUGCACAAGAAGUGAAUUUUCAAGCAGAUGACUAUGGAAACUGUAAUAGGAGGUCUUGUUUUUUUAAGAGUACCCUUUGUGGAAAGAUGGUUUGUCACUGGACACAUUCAGAGAUAGUACCUCAUUCAAAUUUUGAUAUUCAAUAUACUUACCUUGGAGGCCAUAUAUGUAUGUCAGCAGUAUUAAGAAAUCAAACAGUAGCUACACCAAGGGAUAUAACUUAUGCAGUUGAUGGCACUAUAUGUGGUGAGAAUCAGUUUUGUAACGGUGGAAGUUGCCAUGAUAUCAGUGAAUACGCAGGAAGAGUCGAUUGUGACUCAAAAACAAAAUGCCAUGGACAUGGGGUUUGCAAUAAUUUCCUUAAUUGUCAAUGUGAUGUUGGAUAUGCUCCUCCGUCUUGUGAGCCGACACCAUCAUCACCAGGAGGAAGUAUCGAUGAUGGGUUUUGGAUUGUGCAGAGUAAAAGUACAUACUCGUUUGUAAAACGAAAUGGUGCUGCUCCUCGAAAAAAUGGCCUCUUGAUCAGUGUCUACGUUUUUCUACCUUUCUUUAUUUUAAUUGCCAUCGUUGCUCUUAAAUGGAGUAAAAUGAAGAGAUUUUGGAGUAGAGAGUGAACAGUAAAUGAAGAGUAA
Messenger RNA from Ceratotherium simum simum (southern white rhinoceros), 2079 nucleotides. Lineage: Eukaryota; Metazoa; Chordata; Mammalia; Perissodactyla; Rhinocerotidae. The record is from RefSeq and is a predicted model, not a curated record.